This is a messenger RNA of Cinara cedri, 4361 nucleotides long. NCBI's taxonomy places the organism in Eukaryota, Metazoa, Arthropoda, Insecta, Hemiptera, Aphididae. The record is from the annotation of a GenBank genome assembly.
AUGAAUGAGAUUGAAUUCAGAAAAAAAAAAGCCGCAGCAUUUAUAAUUAUUCACCAGCUGUUAAAAGAAAAAAUACCUCGACAAAGACGUUUGUGGAUAACAAAGUUGUUUCAAAAUAAAUUAAACAACGAUAGCUCAAGUUUGUUAUCCAUCUUAAAAUUUGAUGAAAGCACUGGACAAUAUAAAAAUUGUAUAAAGUCGUCCAAACUGAGCGCCGCACAACACAAUUACCGACAACCGGUCGGAUCAUGUGGGUUGUACGCCGCGAAUCCAAACGCAACACACAAGCAUGUCUCGACAAGUCCAAAUCUGCAUUAUUUUUGCCAAACAAAAUUUCGUCAAAUUUCAAAAUACAAGGCACACACAAAUUUGCUCUAAUGUGGACACAUCUUAACAUGUUUAUUAUUCUUAUUUUGUUCGUACAUUUAUAUUUGUGUGAUUAUUUAAAUAGGUAUUAACUCGACCGUUAUAACAUUAAUAGUUAAUACCUAAAAUGAUUAUUAUAGUAUUAUACUAUUCAAUGUUUAUUCAUUACGUGUGUCUUGGUGUUUGCUAGUUGCUUUUUGAUACAAAACAUAAAAUUUAUUUUAAUUAUUUUACAUUGGCUGUUCUUGUAUAAAAUGAGUUCAUCUGAACAAUUAUUUAGUAAUUUUUAAUAUUAAAAAAAUCACAUAUUACUGAAGAAAAAGCUAUUGCUGUAAUUUCUGUUGAAAACAAUAAUAGUGAUGCAGAAGAUGAUUUAAAUCCAAAACCUAACUGUAGUAUUACUAAUAUUAAACCAGAUUAUAGAUACAAUGUUAGUCAAGUUCAAAAGAGAGACAUUGUUAAAAAGUGGUUAAAUAUUCUAAUUUAUUAUUUCAUAGUAAAUAUAAAAAAGUGAUUAAUAUAAAUUUAUUGAAGUAAACUAAUUAAUAUAAUGAUUAAAAUAAAUUGGUUAUCAUAAAUAAUUAAAAUAUUUGAUAAGUAUAAAUUGUUCAUUAUAAACGAUUAAUAUGCAUAUAAAUAUAAUUAAAAUAGCACAAUAUAUAAUAAAAUGAUAAUUUAAUAUUAUAACUUUUACAUUAUAUAUUUUUAUUAACCCAUGGAAAGUAAUGAUUUUAGAAGAAAUUGAGUAAAUUUAGUCAAAUGGGGAAAAUACUCUUGGAAGUCCCUCGCUAAGCUUUCAAAAAAGUGACCCUUCAAAAUAUAUUUCUUCACUUACAGUUAAUAUUUCACUCAAAAAACAUAAUAUUGGACAAACUAUUCUCCGUAACUCAUCCGGGGAAUAUGGAUUUUGUGUCCUUCGGUUGGCCUCUCUAAUAUGUUUUACCAAACACUCUACUGAUACCCAAUUAUUUUCUAUUUGCUCUCCGUGAGAUCCUUCCGCCACAAUAUCCUUUAAUUUCUCCUUUAGAGAAACCUUUGCUCGUUUCGUGGUUAUAAUUAUCUAUAUACGACUAGAUAGAAUGGUUGGUCACAUUACACGGGUAUAUACAAUUUAUAGUUUAGAACGUUGGCAACUCCAUUAUAGUGAACUUGUGGUCUUAUAAUUUUCUGACAACUGGAACAUUCCCGAAAUUAUGAUCUACAUAAUUACUCGAUGAUAAAAUGAUUCUGUAACGCUCGUAGUGGACCCGUACAUGUCGCUGUAACCGACUCAACCUUUAUACAUUUUAGUCCAUUCGUUAAUUUGUUUUCUAUAUUAUCGAAAUAGACCAAAAUUAUGUUUUGAGCUAUGAUUGCUAGCAAAUUCUAUAAACAACAUCACGGGACCUGUACAAAUAGAGUAGCGAAAAAUGUCUUAAAGUGUCCCUGAAAUUGAGAAUAAUUUGCUUAUGUUUUGCCCCUCAGAUUGAUGAUCAGACUGCUUUUAUUACAAAUUAUAUUGAAGAUAUUUAAUAGAUUAUAAUUUUUUUCAGUAGCGGUAACUUAUAUAUUUGUAAGUUAUAAUACUUUAUUGUUACUACAAUAGUUAAUAGUGAUAAAAUAUUUUAUACCAUUGUAUAAAAUAAUUUUAUACGCUAAGAACCAUUUUUGGUUAGCAAGAUUAAUCGUUGCGUACAGAUAUAAAUUAAAUUCCCCUCUAUAUCCUACCUUCUCAAUUUUUCAUCUAGUGGCACACCCGUCGUACGAAGUAUGUCUAUCUUUUUCAUUAUAAUAAUGUGACAAUCAAAAUUUCUAUAGCUAUUAUUCAUAAAUUAUAAAUGUAGUUAAUGGUCAAAAAUAUUACCAAAUAAAGGGUUAAUUUAUCAACAUUAAUAAUUUUUACUAUUUCUUUGUAAAUAUAGUACAUUAGUACCUAUUGGCUAUUUAUACAGAGUUAAUAUAAAUUGUAUUAUAAUCAUUUGUUUCAUGACUUCAUGAUUACUAGAUAUUAUAGUGAACAUUUUGAAACUUGAAAUCCGUAUUAAAUUAUUGUAGAAACGAACAAACAAAUCUUGUUUUCAAACAGGUCAGUUGUUCUUUUAAGUAAUUAUGCUUAGUAAUAGUAUAAACAAUAAAAUUAAUUAAAAAGGAAAAAUCAAUUUUAAAUUAAGUAGGUAACCAAUAUUUCAAAUUUCAUUAAUAACAAAAUUAAUAAUAAUACAUUUAAAAUGUAACAUUUUGCUAUCAGUCAUCUAUAGAUUCUAAUUUUUAUCAACAAUACAUUAUAUAUUUUUAAGGGGUUGUAUAGGCACCUUUAAUAUUAUUGUGCGCUCCAGUGUCUCCUAGAAAAUUGACAUGCUUGCCGUGUAUUUAUAAUAAUUUCUAUCACUAUAAUAUUAUUGAAAUUCCUUUUUUAUUAUGUUAUUCUAUAAUUAUAUAUAGUUCAGCCAACUCGCAGUAUAAUGCGAUAUAACGAAUAAAACAGUAGUUCCCUUGAAAAUCUCGUGAUAUAUCAAAAAAUUAAAUGUAUUUUGUAACCCCUUGAUAUAACAAAGUUUUUUAGGAAUUUGUUUUCUAGAAAAUUUAAAAAAUCAAGUAGCUCUAAAAUUGUAUAUUUAUGUUAUUUUUGUUACCCUUAUUUUUGGGGUAAAACUACUAUCAACUUGAUUUUUAAAUUGCAACCUGAACCUAUUAAAAGUUCAAUGUAUACAUUAAUUUUAACUAAUACUCUAUCUAUUUAUUGACUUUUAAAUAUAGGUUGUUAUUUAAAAAUCAAAAGUAGGUAGUGGUUAAACCCCCGAAAAUAAGGGUAACAAAAAAUAACAAAUAUACAAUUGUAGAACUGUUUGUAAUUUAAAUAUUCUAGAAAAUAAUGUCCGAAAAAAGUUAAUACUUUCCGAGAUAAUGAGUGUACCCACUUAAAUGGAUCAUCUGGUACUAAACACAGUGAUCAAUCUAGCAUAAGGCACUCAUUAUCUCAGAAAGUAUGCACUUUUUUGGAAUUUUUGUUAAGAAACAAAUAGUUCUGAAAUGUUAAAUUAUCAUUUUUAUUUUUGUCAUUCUUAUUUUUGGGGGUGAAAUGAAUACUUACUUUUAAUUUUCAAAUAGCAACCUACAAAUAAAAUUUCAUAAAUAGAGGUAGUAUUAGAAAAAAUAAAUAUCGGUAUUGAAAUUUUUGAUUUCCGUCAAUCCGUUGACAAGAUAUUUUAUUUUAAGUUUGGGCCGUGGCCGAAGAUUUCCUCUAUGGCUCGGUGGCACGCGGUGGGUGUGGCAUACGGUUGCUUGCGAAAGACAGCGACAUCGCGGCGGUCGACAGCGGUUUCAAGCUGAUCACGCCAUCGGACGACCGCCUGGCGUCGGACGCAGCAGCCCAUGCUGAGGAGACGGCUGGGAGGCGUCUACGAAAGAAUGCGAAUGUGGCUGAGGUGGGCCACUACUUUUCGGGCAAGGAAGACUGCGUGUUCUACGAAUCGCAUGGGUAUGGUGAUGUGGCCAAUGUUUGGUCAAGAGCGCGUAAUGCGUCUAAGCGUUUAGGCGUCUCUUGGACCGUGGACGGCAGCCAUAACGCUAUUACCCGUGUCGGGGCGAUUCUCCGGCGAAAACAACGUCGGGAAGUCAUGAGGACCAUCCGGGAGUCACUCCGUCUGAAGAGGACUGAGGCCCUUGCCACGAAGCCGGACCAAGACAGUUCCAUGGAGUGUGUGGCGGCCGACUCGGCUUCUACACACUUCAUCAAUGCAGGAGACUUUACGCGGUUCAUGAACUGGAGAUUUAUACAUAGGGCGUGGUUGAACUUGAUGCCACUGAAUGGCUUCUCAUCAUGGAGAGCCGGUGACCGUAGAUUUCGGCAAUGUGGUUACAUAACAGAAAACCUAUCUCACAUCGUCGAUCACUGUACACGAUACACUGCGUUCUACUUGGUGAAGCACAACGCCAUCGUGGCCAGGAUCAAGAAGGCAGCCAGGACGCAGUACCAAGUGAUCACCGAAAAACAGGCGAUUGGAGUAAGAGUAUGA